Messenger RNA from Notechis scutatus (mainland tiger snake), 2055 nucleotides. RefSeq lists its product as uncharacterized. The record is from RefSeq and is a predicted model, not a curated record. NCBI's taxonomy places the organism in Eukaryota, Metazoa, Chordata, Lepidosauria, Squamata, Elapidae. Gene Ontology annotation, molecular function: catalytic activity.
CAAAUCUGCGAGACGGAGGGAAGCGUUUUGUACUCUGUUUCUUCGACUUUCUGCUGAUUUUCUCCUUUUCCCUGCCGCACUGGCCACCUGAGCCAUGAAGGACGAAGGCUGGCAACUAUGGACGGCGGCCUGGGGAGCCUCGCUUUUCGUUUUGUUUUAUUUAGGUUUCUUGCGGCGUGUUACUGGUGCGGCUGGCAUUGUUUUUCACCGCCGGCGGCCGGGCCGCUUCGAAAAAUCUUGGAGUCCUCCCGUGGAAGCGUGGUCCCCCAGACUAUCUGGAUUUCCUCUAAAGGUCUGCGUGCACUUGGCCAAUACAGCUUUUGGACAACUUUUUUUAGUGCCAUUUUUAAUGCGGAUGAACAAUUUUACUGCUCUACGCUACCUUGAUAUUCCUGAAGAUCCUACUUUUUUGCCAUUGGUGGUUUCAGAAAAAAAAGAGCACAAGUCAGAAUCAAAAAAUGUCUCAGCAGUUCUCCAGAGUUUGAUGGAAUCAAGUUCAUGUUCUGCAAGUUCUGCUUUCAGAUUUAAAAGGAUUCAGGAUUACUUGAAAUGCUAUAGAUCUGGAGAGAUAACACCCCAACAAGUUGCCAAGAACAUUAUUACUGCUCUGAAAGAAGAUGGGAAAGCAGGUCCUAACCUCCAGGCAAUUGCUCAGUGGAAUGAGGAAGAGAUAAUCAAGAUGGCUGAGGAAUCCACAGCUCGUUACAGAAGCAAACAGCCUCUCUCACUCUUGGAUGGAAUUCCAGUGUGCUUAAAAGAAGAAAUUAAAGUGGUGCCCUAUCACCAUCGAAGUGGAACUGUAUACUUGGGCAAAAAGCCGGAGACUGAAGAUGCCACUGUGACAAAGAAACUACGGGAGGCUGGUGCCAUUAUCAUUGGUGUCUCGAACAUGCAUGAAUUGGGUAUUGGGACCACUGGAUGUAAUCCCAAUAGAUAUCAUGGUACAACUAGAAAUCCAUACAAUCCCCAGCAUUUUACUGGUGGUAGUUCUAGUGGAUCAGCAGCAGCAGUGGCUGCAGGCCUCUGUCCACUGGCUGUUGGUACAGAUGGUGGUGGUUCAGUGAGAAUCCCAGCUUCUUUUUGUGGUAUUGUGGGACUGAAAGGUACAUUUGGACGGAUCAGUGGAUUUGGGUGUCAUCCUCUUUCAUAUUCUACUGUUGGACUUGGCCCUCUCUGCACUUCAGUUACAGAUGCUGCUAUUGCUUAUGCUACCUUGGCUGGGUCAGAUUUACAGUAUCCAUAUGGAUUGCACCAACCUGAACCAUCCUUCUCAGAAAACGUUAACACUAAUCUGAAUGGUUUAAAAUUGGGAAUUGAUUGGAGUUUCUUUAAGGCAUGUGAUUCUGAAAUCUUAGCUGUCUGCCAAAAAGCAGUGGAGUUCCUAGUGGACUUAGGAGCCUCAGUAGUUGAAGUAUCUUUGCCAGAGAUAGAAGAGGCUCGUGUGGCUCAUGUAAUCUGCAUUCUCAGUGAAAUGAGAGAUUUCCUGCAGCCUGACUUCAACAAUCAGUUUGAACAAAUGAAUUUGGAGACUCGUUUGAACCUUGCAAUUGCUUCUCAAAUUACAGCCCUGGACUAUAUUAAGGCAAAUCGGCAGCGGAGUCGAAGCAUGGCUUCCCUCAAAGAGAUAUUUUCAAAGGUGAAUUGUCUCCUUACACCAGGUACUGCAUGCUGUGCACCAGUAAUCCAUGAAUCAGACCUCCUGACUGGAUGUAGUGAUGUUCAGACAACUCUACGGACCAUGAAAUACAUGCAGUUGGCCAACUUGACAGGCAUUCCAGCCCUAGUGGUACCAGUUGGAUAUACAAUUUCAGGGCUUCCCAUCAGUUUACAAAUGAUGACCAAGUGGUGGAAUGAAGCGUUGCUGUUCCAAAUAGGCCUGAAACUGGAGCAAUUUCAUGGUACACUGGCAAAACCAAUAAUUUACUAUGAUAUUCUGAGAUAAUAUGGCUAGCUUCAAAAUUCCUUAACACUUCCAGUUCCAAUACAGUUGUCUGUUUAAAGUAUAAAUGGCUUAAGGGAUGACAGUUAGAAAGGUCUUCAGGACAGAUUCACAAG